This is a messenger RNA of Enhydra lutris kenyoni (northern sea otter), 12038 nucleotides long. Its product is annotated as cadherin EGF LAG seven-pass G-type receptor 2. The record is from RefSeq and is a predicted model, not a curated record. NCBI's taxonomy places the organism in Eukaryota, Metazoa, Chordata, Mammalia, Carnivora, Mustelidae. The coding region runs from base 142 to 8964 and encodes 2940 amino acids. The transcript has 32 exons. Gene Ontology annotation, biological process: homophilic cell-cell adhesion; G protein-coupled receptor signaling pathway; cell surface receptor signaling pathway. Gene Ontology annotation, molecular function: calcium ion binding; G protein-coupled receptor activity. Gene Ontology annotation, cellular component: plasma membrane.
GCGAGGCGCAGGCCCCGAGGGGCGCUCGAGUGGCCCCCGGGGACCGGCGCCCCGGCCCGGGCAUGAGGCGCGGCGGGGCCGGCUGGAGCCGGAGGAGGAGCCGCCGCCGCCGCUGACCCGGCCGGCCGGGAGCAGGGAGAGAUGCAGAGCCGGGCAGCCCGCGCCCCCCUUCCAACGCCACUGCCGCCGCCGCCGCCGCUGCUGCUGCCGCUGUUGCUGCUACUGCUGCUGCUGCUGCCGCCACUGCUGGGAGACCAAGUGGGGCCCUGUCGUUCCCUGGGGCCUGGGGGACGUGGCUCCUCAGGGGCCUGUGCCCCCGUGGGCUGGCUCUGUCCAGCCUCAGCAUCCAACCUCUGGCUCUACACCAGCCGCUGCAGGGAUGCAGGGACAGAGCUGACUGGCCACCUGGUACCCCACCACGACGGUCUCAGGGUCUGGUGUCCAGAAUCCGGAGCUCACAUCCCUCUGCCGCCAGCGCCUGAAGGCUGCCCAUGGAGCUGUCGCCUCUUGGGCAUUGGAGGCCACCUCUCCCCACAGGGCAAGCUCACCCUGCCCCAGGAACACCCGUGCUUAAAGGCUCCACGGCUGAGAUGCCAGUCCUGCAAGCUGGUGCAGACCCCAGGGUUCAGGGCAGGGGAAAGGUCAACAGAAGAGUCCAUGGGCGGGCGUUGGAAAAGGAAUGUGAAUACAGCCCCCCAGUUCCAGCCCCCCAGCUACCAGGCCACAGUGCCUGAGAACCAGCCAUCUGGAACCCCGGUGGCAUCCCUGCGGGCCAUUGACCCAGAUGAGGGUGAGGCAGGCCGGCUUGAGUACACCAUGGAUGCCCUCUUUGAUAGCCGCUCCAAACAUUUCUUCUCUCUGGACCCAAUCACCGGCGCUGUAACCACAGCGGAAGAGCUGGAUCGGGAGACCAAGAGCACCCACGUCUUCAGGGUCACGGCGCAGGAUCACGGCAUGCCCCGACGCAGUGCCCUGGCCACACUCACCAUUUUGGUGACGGACACCAAUGAUCACGACCCUGUUUUCGAGCAGCAGGAAUACAAGGAGAGCCUCAGAGAGAACCUGGAGGUUGGCUAUGAGGUGCUCACUGUCAGAGCUACAGACGGCGACGCCCCUCCCAAUGCCAAUAUUCUGUACCGCUUGUUGGAGGGGCCUGGCGGCAGCCCCUCAGAACUCUUUGAGAUUGACCCUCGCUCUGGGGUGAUCCGAACCCGUGGCCCCGUGGAUAGGGAAGAGGUAGAAUCCUAUCAGCUGACAGUGGAGGCAAGCGACCAGGGUCGGGACCCGGGACCACGGAGCGCCACGGCUGCUGUGUUCCUGUCUGUGGAGGAUGACAAUGACAAUGCCCCUCAGUUCAGUGAGAAGCGCUAUGUGGUCCAGGUGCGCGAGGAUGUGACCCCGGGGGCCCCAGUACUCCGCGUCACAGCCUCGGAUAGAGACAAGGGCAGUAACGCUCUGGUGCACUAUAGCAUCAUGAGUGGCAAUGCUCGGGGACAGUUCUAUCUGGAUGCCCAGACUGGGGCUCUGGAUGUGGUGAGCCCUCUUGACUAUGAGACGACCAAAGAGUACACCCUCCGGGUUCGGGCACAGGAUGGCGGCCGCCCCCCGCUCUCCAACGUCUCUGGCCUAGUGACAGUGCAAGUCCUGGAUAUCAAUGACAAUGCCCCUAUCUUUGUCAGCACUCCCUUCCAGGCUACUGUGCUGGAAAGUGUUCCCUUAGGCUACCUGGUUCUCCAUGUCCAAGCCAUCGACGCUGACGCAGGGGACAAUGCCCACCUGGAAUACCGCCUUGCUGGGGUUGGACAGGACUUCCCCUUCGCCAUCAACAAUGGCACAGGCUGGAUCUCUGUGGCAGCUGAGCUGGACCGGGAAGAGGUGGAUUUCUAUAGCUUUGGGGUAGAAGCCCGGGACCAUGGCACCCCAAUGCUCACUGCUUCAGCCAGUGUCAGCGUGACCAUCCUAGACGUCAACGACAACAACCCCACCUUCACCCAACCAGAGUACACUGUGAGACUCAAUGAGGAUGCGGCCGUGGGCACCAGCGUGGUGACGGUGUCGGCUGUGGACCGUGAUGCCCACAGUGUCAUCACCUACCAGAUCACCAGCGGCAAUACCCGCAACCGCUUUUCCAUCACCAGCCAGAGUGGUGGUGGUCUGGUGUCACUUGCCCUGCCGUUGGACUACAAACUUGAGCGGCAGUAUGUGCUAGCGGUCACGGCGUCUGACGGCACGCGGCAGGACACGGCACAGGUGGUCGUGAAUGUCACAGAUGCCAACACCCAUCGUCCGGUCUUUCAGAGCUCCCACUAUACGGUGAACGUCAAUGAGGACCGGCCCGCUGGCACCACGGUGGUGCUCAUCAGCGCCACGGAUGAGGACACAGGUGAGAAUGCCCGUAUCACCUACUUUAUGGAAGACAGCAUCCCCCAGUUCCGCAUUGAUGCCGACACAGGGGCUGUCACCACCCAGGCUGAGUUAGACUAUGAGGACCAAGUGUCCUAUACCCUGGCCAUCACCGCCCGUGACAAUGGCAUUCCCCAGAAGUCUGACACCACCUACCUGGAGAUCCUGGUGAAUGAUGUGAAUGACAACGCCCCACAGUUCCUGCGUGACUCCUACCAGGGCAGCGUCUAUGAGGAUGUGCCCCCCUUCACCAGUGUCCUGCAGAUCUCAGCCACUGACCGUGACUCUGGCCUUAAUGGCAGGGUAUUCUACACCUUCCAAGGGGGCGAUGAUGGAGAUGGUGACUUCAUCGUAGAGUCCACGUCAGGCAUCGUGAGAACGCUUCGGAGACUAGACCGUGAGAACGUGGCCCAGUACGUUUUGCGGGCAUAUGCGGUAGACAAGGGGAUGCCUCCAGCCCGCACACCCAUGGAAGUGACGGUCACCGUGUUGGAUGUGAAUGACAAUCCACCUGUCUUCGAGCAGGAUGAGUUUGACGUGUUUGUGGAAGAGAACAGCCCCAUUGGCCUGGCUGUGGCCCGCGUCACAGCCACUGACCCCGACGAAGGCACCAAUGCCCAGAUCAUGUACCAGAUCGUGGAGGGCAACAUCCCUGAGGUCUUCCAGCUGGACAUCUUCUCUGGGGAGUUGACUGCCUUGGUGGACUUGGACUAUGAGGACCGGCCCGAAUACAUCCUGGUCAUCCAGGCCACGUCAGCUCCCCUGGUGAGCCGGGCCACAGUCCACGUCCGCCUGCUUGACCGCAAUGACAACCCACCCGUGCUGGGCAACUUUGAGAUCCUUUUCAACAACUAUGUCACCAACCGCUCAAGCAGUUUCCCUGGGGGUGCCAUUGGCCGCGUGCCUGCCCAUGACCCUGACAUUUCAGACAGCCUGACCUACAGCUUUGAGCGGGGGAAUGAACUCAGCCUGGUCCUGCUCAAUGCCUCCACAGGCGAGCUGAGGCUGAGCCGGGCACUGGACAACAACCGUCCUCUGGAGGCCAUCAUGAGCGUGCUGGUGUCAGACGGCGUGCACAGUGUGACCGCCCAGUGCGCACUGCGUGUCACCAUCAUCACGGAUGAGAUGCUCACGCACAGCAUCACACUGCGCCUAGAGGACAUGUCGCCAGAGCGCUUCCUCUCCCCACUACUGGGGCUCUUUAUUCAGGCGGUGGCGGCCACGCUGGCCACCCCCCCAGACCACGUGGUGGUCUUCAACGUGCAGCGGGACACCGACGCCCCUGGCGGCCACAUCCUCAAUGUGAGCCUGUCCGUGGGCCAGCCGCCGGGGCCCGGGGGCGGGCCGCCCUUUCUGCCCUCUGAGGACCUGCAGGAGCGCCUGUACCUCAACCGCAGCCUGCUCACGGCCAUCUCGGCGCAGCGCGUGCUGCCCUUCGACGACAACAUCUGCCUGCGCGAGCCCUGCGAGAACUACAUGCGCUGCGUGUCGGUGCUGCGCUUUGACUCCUCCGCGCCCUUCAUCGCCUCCUCCUCCGUGCUCUUCCGGCCCAUCCACCCCGUCGGAGGUCUGCGCUGCCGCUGCCCGCCUGGCUUCACGGGAGACUACUGCGAGACUGAGGUGGACCUCUGCUACUCACGGCCGUGCGGUCCCCACGGGCGCUGCCGCAGCCGUGAGGGGGGCUACACCUGCCUCUGCCGCGACGGCUACACAGGUGAGCACUGUGAGGUGAGUGCCCGCUCAGGCCGUUGCACGCCAGGUGUCUGCAAGAAUGGGGGCACCUGUGUCAACCUGCUGGUGGGUGGCUUCAAGUGCGACUGCCCGUCUGGAGACUUCGAGAAGCCCUACUGUCAGGUGACCACACGCAGCUUCCCUGCCCGCUCCUUCAUCACCUUCCGUGGCCUGCGCCAGCGCUUUCACUUCACCCUGGCCCUCUCGUUUGCCACCAAGGAGCGUGACGGGCUGCUGUUAUACAACGGACGCUUCAACGAGAAGCAUGACUUUAUGGCCCUCGAGGUGAUCCAGGAGCAGGUCCAGCUCACCUUCUCUGCAGGGGAGUCGACCACCACCGUGUCCCCAUUCGUGCCUGGAGGGGUCAGUGAUGGCCAGUGGCACACGGUACAGCUGAAGUACUACAAUAAGCCACUGUUAGGGCAGACGGGGCUCCCGCAGGGCCCAUCGGAACAGAAGGUGGCUGUGGUGACCGUGGAUGGCUGUGACACGGGGGUGGCCCUGCGCUUUGGAGCUGUCCUGGGCAACUACUCCUGUGCUGCCCAGGGCACCCAGGGGGGCAGCAAAAAGUCUCUGGACCUGACAGGGCCCCUACUGCUGGGUGGGGUCCCCGACCUGCCUGAGAGCUUCCCGGUCCGCGCUCGGCACUUUGUGGGCUGCAUGAGGAACCUGCAGGUGGACAGCCGGCAUGUGGACAUGGCCGACUUCAUUGCCAACAAUGGCACUGUGCCUGGCUGCCCUGCCAAGAAGAACGUGUGUGACAGCAGUACCUGCAACAAUGGGGGCACCUGUGUGAACCAGUGGGACGCAUUUAGCUGCGAGUGUCCUCUGGGCUUCGGGGGCAAGAGCUGUGCCCAGGAAAUGGCCAACCCGCAGCGCUUCCUGGGCAGCAGCCUGGUGGCCUGGCAUGGCCUCUCGCUGCCCAUCUCCCAGCCCUGGCACCUCAGCCUCAUGUUUCGCACGCGUCAGGCCAACGGUGUCCUGCUGCAGGCUGUCACCCGGGGGCGCAGCACCAUCACCCUGCAGCUAAGGGAAGGCCACGUGGUGCUGAGUGUGGAGGGCACAGGGCUCCAGGCCUCAUCUCUCCGGCUGGAGCCAGGCCGGGCCAAUGACGGCGACUGGCACCAUGCACAGCUGGCACUAGGAGCCAGUGGGGGCCCCGGCCAUGCCAUCCUGUCCUUCGACUAUGGGCAGCAGCGGGCAGAGGGCAACCUUGGGCCCCGGCUGCAUGGGCUGCACCUGAGCAACAUUACCAUCGGGGGAGUGCCAGGGCCGGCCGGUGGCGUGACCCGCGGCUUCCGGGGCUGUUUGCAGGGCGUGAGGGUAAGCGAGACGCCCGAGGGGGUCAGCAGUCUGGACCAUAGCCGCGGGGAGAGCAUCAAUGUGGAGCCAGGCUGCAGUCUGCCAGACCCCUGUGACUCGAACCCGUGUCCUGCCAACAGCUACUGCAGUGAUGACUGGGACAGCUAUUCCUGCAGCUGUGAUCCAGGUUACUAUGGUGACAACUGUACUAAUGUGUGUGACCUGAACCCAUGUGAGCAUCAGUCUGUGUGUAUCCGAAAGCCCAGCGCCCCCCAUGGCUACACCUGCGAGUGUCCCCAAAAUUACCUUGGGCCAUAUUGUGAGACCAGGAUUGACCAACCUUGCCCCCGAGGCUGGUGGGGACACCCCACGUGUGGCCCGUGCAACUGUGACGUCAGCAAAGGCUUCGACCCAGACUGCAACAAGACAAGUGGCGAGUGCCACUGCAAGGAGAACCACUAUCGGCCCCCGGGCAGCCCCACCUGCCUCCUCUGUGACUGCUACCCCACGGGCUCUUUGUCCCGCGUCUGUGACCCUGAGGAUGGCCAGUGUCCAUGCAAGCCAGGCGUCAUUGGGCGCCAGUGUGACCGCUGUGACAACCCCUUUGCUGAGGUCACCACCAAUGGCUGUGAAGUGAAUUACGACAGCUGCCCACGGGCCAUCGAGGCUGGGAUCUGGUGGCCCCGUACCCGCUUUGGGCUGCCUGCUGCUGCCCCCUGCCCCAAAGGCUCCUUUGGGACCGCCGUGCGCCACUGUGAUGAGCACAGGGGGUGGCUCCCCCCAAGCCUUUUCAACUGCACGUCGGUCACCUUCUCAGAGCUGAAGGGCUUUGCUGAGCGACUGCAGCGGAACGAAUCGGGCCUGGACUCUGGGCGCUCCCAGCGACUGGCCCUGCUUCUGCGCAAUGCCACGCAGCACACGGCGGGCUACUUUGGCAGCGAUGUCAAGGUGGCCUACCAGCUGGCCACACGGCUGCUGGCGCACGAGAGCGCCCAGCGGGGCUUUGGGCUGUCCGCCACACAAGAUGUGCACUUCACCGAGAACCUGCUGCGGGUGGGCAGUGCCCUCCUAGACGCAGCCAACAAGCGGCACUGGGAGCUGAUCCAGCAGACGGAGGGUGGCACGGCCUGGCUGCUCCAGCACUACGAGGCCUACGCCAGCGCGCUGGCCCAGAACAUGCGGCACACCUACCUGAACCCCUUCACCAUUGUCACGCCCAACAUUGUCAUCUCUGUGGUUCGCUUGGACAAGGGGAACUUUGCUGGGGCCAAGCUGCCCCGCUAUGAGGCGCUGCGCGGGGAACGGCCCCCAGACCUUGAGACGACGGUCAUUCUGCCUGAUUCUGUCUUUCGAGAAACACCAACCAUGGUCCGGCCUGCGGGCCCUGGAGAGGCCCAGGAGCCUGAAGAGCUGGCCCGGCGUCAGCGGCGGCACCCGGAGCUGAGCCAGGGUGAGGCUGUGGCCAGUGUCAUCAUCUACCGCACCCUGGCUGGGCUGCUGCCCCAUAACUACGACCCAGACAAGCGCAGCCUGAGAGUCCCCAAAAGGCCGGUCAUCAACACGCCUGUGGUGAGUAUCAGCGUCCAUGAUGACGAGGAGCUGCUGCCCCGAGCCCUGGACAAGCCGGUCACCGUGCAGUUCCGGCUGCUGGAGACAGAAGAACGCACCAAGCCCAUCUGUGUCUUCUGGAACCAUUCCAUCCUGGUCAGCGGCACUGGUGGCUGGUCAGCCCGAGGCUGUGAGGUCGUCUUCCGCAACGAGAGCCAUGUCAGCUGCCAGUGCAACCACAUGACGAGCUUCGCCGUGCUCAUGGAUGUGUCCCGGCGGGAGAAUGGGGAGAUCUUGCCGCUGAAGACACUGACCUACGUGGCCCUAGGGGUCACCUUGGCUGCCCUGCUGCUCGCCUUCCUCUUCCUCACAGUCCUGCGUGCCCUCCGCUCCAACCAGCAUGGCAUCCGACGGAACCUGACUGCUGCCCUGGGCCUGGCGCAGCUGGUCUUCCUCCUAGGAAUCAACCAGGCUGACCUCCCUUUUGCUUGCACAGUUAUUGCCAUCCUGCUGCACUUCCUGUACCUCUGCACCUUCUCCUGGGCCUUGCUGGAGGCCCUGCACCUGUACCGGGCGCUCACCGAGGUGCGCGACGUCAAUGCUGGCCCUAUGCGCUUCUACUACAUGCUGGGCUGGGGCGUGCCCGCCUUCAUCACAGGUCUAGCUGUGGGCCUGGACCCUGAGGGCUAUGGGAACCCGGACUUCUGUUGGCUGUCCGUCUACGACACGCUCAUCUGGAGUUUUGCUGGUCCUGUGGCCUUCGCAGUCUCAAUGAGUGUCUUUCUAUACAUCCUGGCGGCCCGGGCCUCCUGUGCUGCCCAGAGGCAGGGCUUCGAGAAGAAAGGCCCCGUCUCAGGCCUGCGGCCCUCCUUCGCCGUCCUCCUGCUGCUGAGCGCCACGUGGCUGCUGGCACUGCUGUCUGUCAACAGUGACACCCUUCUCUUCCACUACCUCUUUGCUGCCUGCAAUUGCGUCCAGGGCCCGUUCAUCCUCCUCUCCUACGUGGUGCUUAGCAAGGAGGUCCGGAAAGCGUUCAAGUUUGCCUGCAGCCGCAAGGCCAGCCCUGACCCUGCACUGACCACUAAGUCCACCCUGACCUCGUCCUACAACUGCCCCAGCCCCUAUGCAGAUGGGCGGCUGUACCAGCCCUACGGAGACUCAGCCGGCUCUCUGCACAGUGCCAGCCGCUCGGGCAAGAGUCAGCCUAGCUACAUCCCCUUUUUGCUGAGGGAAGAGUCCACACUCAACCCCGGCCAAGGGCCCCCCGGCCUGGGGGACCCAGGCAGCCUAUUCCUGGAAGGUCAAGACCAGCAGCAUGACCCUGACACAGACUCUGACAGUGACCUAUCCCUGGAAGAUGACCAGAGUGGUUCCUAUGCCUCUACUCACUCGUCAGACAGCGAGGAGGAGGAAGAAGAGGAGGAGGAAGGGGCCGUCUUCCCUGGAGAGCCGGGCUGGGACAGCCUGCUGGGGCCUGGCGCUGAGAGACUGCCCUUGCACAGCACCCCCAAGGGUGGGCCAGCGCCAGGGCUGUGGCCUUUGAGGGGGCAGCGGGAGGGCAGAGAGCCAGGGACUCCUGGGGUGGUGACUUUCCUAGUUGUCUGCCUUCUCUGGGCCUUAUCUACAUCCUUUCUCCACCAGAUGGGGGCCCAGGGCCCGGGAAGGCCCCCUGGCCAGGAGACUUUGGGACCACAGCAAAGGAGAGUAGUGGCAAUGGGGCCUCUGAGGAGCGCCCGUGGGAGAAUGGAGAUGCCCUGCCUCGGGAGGGGUCCCUUGGCCCCCUUCCAGGCCCCUCUGCCCAACCUCACAAAGGCAUCCUCAAGAAGAAGUGUCUGCCCACCAUCAGUGAGAAGAGCAGCCUUUUACGGCUACCCCUGGAGCAAGGCACAGGGUCUUCUAGGGGCUCCUCAGCCAGCGAGGGCAGCCGGGGCGGGCCCCCUCCCCGCCCUCCUCCCCGGCAGAGUCUCCAGGAGCAGCUGAAUGGGGUCAUGCCCAUCGCCAUGAGUAUCAAGGCGGGCACAGUGGAUGAGGACUCGUCGGGCUCCGAGUGAGUGGGGCUGGCUGGGUGGGACAGGGGGCAGCCCCACAGAGCCCCUGGCUGGGCUCAGAGCCACUUCCAGGCCUCCCCAGGCUGCUCUGGCUGGCAGUCGGGGAACCAAUGGGUUGGUGUAGCCCAGCUCCCUUACUGUGAUGUGCCCGCAAACCAUGGGGCCUGUGGGGUCAGCUCAGCCUGCAUCAGGCGAAGUGAGGGAGGGUUGGGAGCUGGGGGUUGCUUUCCUGUUUCCUUCUCCUGGUGGAAGCUUCUCACUGUCUUCUCUGCUCCAACUAACCCCCUGUCUGCCUUUUCUGUCACUUUCCUUUCCUGCCUCUCCAGAUUUCUCUUCUUUAACUUCCUGCAUUAACCCUGGGCCGGUGGUUCCUACACCCUGCGGCUCCCUUACCUUCCCCAGCUGCACUCAUGCCCCACUCCUGUCUUGUGCUUUAUCCUGCCCCUGCUCCCCACCGCCUGCCCGAAGCAGCGACGAAACGUCCAUCUGAGGAGCCUGGGCCUUGCCGGGAGGGGCACCCACCCCACCCAAGGCCAUCUAGUGCCAACUCCCUCCCCCACCAUCCCCUUCACUGCACUUUGGACCCCUGGGGCCAACAUCUCCAAGACAAAGUUUUUCAGAAAAGAGGAAAAAAAAUUUAAAAAAGGAUCUCCACUCUUCAUGACUUCAGGGAUUAAUUUUUUUUAUAUGCUGGAAACUGACUCCCCUUUCCCUUCCCAAAGAGGAUAGGACCUCCCAGGAUACUUCCCAGCCUCUCCUCAGUUUCCCAUCUGCUGUGCCUCUGGGAGGAGAGGGACUCUCGGGGGGCCUGCCCCUCAUUUGCCAUCACCAAAAGGAAAGGACAAAGCCACAUGCACCCAGGGCAUCGAGCCCUGCCGGCUGCACCCCGGCGGGCCUCAGUGUGGUGAGGGCGUCAAAGACAAGGGCACUUCUCACCCUGCCUGUGCUGCCCCUCCCAGGAACUGAAAAAGCCCCGUCCGGAGAGGGGGCAGAAGGACUCCGCGCCCCCGGACCCCCAAAUGCUGCAUGAACACAUUUUGAGGGGAACCCGUGCCCCUGGGUGGAGGCCGGGCCAACCCCAGCCCCUCUCCUUUCCCUGGACUCUGGCCACGUGCUACAGCCCAGGCGUUUGCUCAGUUCGCUGACCCAAAAGUGCUUCAUUUCCCUGCCUGACCCACCUGGGGAAGGCCAGUCACGUGUUCAGUUGCGCUUCUUUGCUGUGGUGUGGGUGGGAAAGGGAGGAAGAAUAAGGCCAGGGCUGGCUCAGUUGCCCCCAGAAGUCUCAAGCACAGGUCUCAAGUCCGGGUUCUGGUGUCCACGCAGCCACCCCCGCAAGAUCAGACAAAUCCCAUUUUGUCUGAUUACUGUGGCCUCUGAGAUGUGUUCUAUUUUUAACCCCUUUUCGGAAUUGGCUCUCUUCUUCAAAGGACCAGGUCCUGUUCCUCUUUCUUCCCCUUCUGCCACGCCCAUCCUCAGCUCCCUGCGAAGAGAGAGUUAAUAUAUAUUUUUAUUUAUUUGCUUUUUAUGUCGGGAUGGGUUCGUGUCCGGUCCCAGGGGGCUGAUGUGGCCAUGACAGGUCAGGUGGGUACCCAGCAUUCCUGGCGUGGGUGGGUUGAGGCCCUUUCCCUCGCUCCAGGCUCUCAUCUCUUGCCUCCUCUCCUCCUGCCACCCCAGUUUUGCCAACCACUGUUCAUUUGAGUUACCGUGUACGCUGAGCAUGUAUUCCCCACUUGUCACUGACUUUCUUCUGGAGCAGGUGGCUAGAAAAAGAGGCUAUGGGUGGGAAAAAAAAAUGUUCCUGUUUCUCACAUGUAAGGCUGGUUGCUUAGUUUUCUGCCAUGGAUUCUCCCCCUGAACCCUCCCCUCAGCAAUUCCUACAAAGGGUUAAAAAUUUAACUGGUUUUUAACUACUGAUGACUUGACUUAAAAAAUACAAAGAUGCUGGAUGCUAACUUGAUACUAACCAUCAGAUUGUACAGUUUGAUUGUUACUGUAAAUACAGUAGGGUUUUGUGUUUGUUUUUUUUCAUUUCCCCAUACCACUGAAUAAACUGUCGUUCUGUGCGGGUUGAGUGCCAUCAUCUUGUUUCUGUGGGGUGCCCUGUGCUUCCGGAGCGAGGCUCUGGAAAACACGAGCAGGCAGGGCCCUGGGAGGACCCAGAGGUCAGGGGACUCAGAUGUCACUUGGCCAGUGAGCUAGCCUCACCACCAGUACCCCAGCGGUGCUCCAGAUAGCCUCAUCAGCACAGAGCCCAUGUCCUGGUGUGUCCAAGGAAGAUGUGGCAGGCGGCAGGAGAGUAUCCUUUUAUCAGGACAGGAGGGACACGUUUUCAGUGGAGAGGGUGCAAAGAGCAGGCAGGUUUCCAGUCCAGCCCCUCAGGGCUGAGUCCUGGGGACAAAAUUCAGGAGACAGGGAGGGCAGAGUGGCUCAGUGGCUCAGUGACGACGUACCUUCUGACUUCACUCCUCUGGGUCAUUGUGUGUGUUUUCCCAUCAGAAAUGAAGCAACAAUUCACACUCAAGUCACCUACGUGCUCUGCAACAUUUUUUCUGUUUGCGAGUUUUCUGUUUUCCAAGGCUCUGGUCAGCAGACUAGCUGGGGAGUUAACACGGGGGCCAUAGAGGAUAGUGAUGAAGAGCACAAACCUUGGAACCAGACCCAGUGACUUAAGCUCUCUGAGCCUUAGUUUCUCUGCCUGCAAAAUAAGGAUGAUAACAGCAUCCUCCUAAUUGAGCUUUUAUGAGAAUUAAAUGAGUUAACACAUGUAAAGUUCUUAGAACAGUUCACAGUGCAUAGUAAGAGGCCAGUAAAUGUUGGCUUCCCUCAUUGUUGCUCCUGGGGAGGGGUGGGGGUAGAGUGCAUACAGAGAAAAAUAGAAAGCAAGCCCAAAGGGAAGGAAGCAGGUAGCUGAGCAAGAAGGGCAGCUGUGGCAGGUGGGCCUCCUCCCUAGCUGGUAAAGUCUCUUGGAUGUUGCUUAAGCAGGUUUGCAGCAGGAUGGGGGCAGGG